Molecule: messenger RNA, 4464 nt
Organism: Ficedula albicollis (Collared flycatcher)
Lineage: Eukaryota; Metazoa; Chordata; Aves; Passeriformes; Muscicapidae
Gene: RSF1
Product: remodeling and spacing factor 1
Exons: 15
Coding region: 31-4080 (1349 amino acids)
Biological process (GO): regulation of DNA-templated transcription
Cellular component (GO): RSF complex
Source: RefSeq, a predicted model, not a curated record
AAAGAAUUGGUGGAGCUUCACUUGAAACUGAUGAGAAAGAUUGGGAAGUCUGUCACAGCAGACAGAUGGGAAAAAUACUUGAUCAAGAUAUGUCAAGAAUUCAACAGCACUUGGGCUUGGGAGAUGGAAAAAAAAGGAUACCUAGAAAUGAGUGUUGAAUGCAAACUGGGGAUUCUGAAGUAUCUCUGCGAAUGUCAGUUUGAUGACAAUCUAAAGUUUAAGAAUAUCAUUAACGAGGAGGAUGCUGACGCCAUGCGUCUGCAGCCCAUCGGUCGGGACAAGGACGGCCUCAUGUACUGGUAUCAGCUGGAUCAAGAGCAUAAUGUCAGAAUGUACAUAGAAGAACAGGAUGACCAGGAUGGAUCCACAUGGAAGUGCAUUGUUAGAAACCGCAAUGAGCUUGCUGAGACCCUUGAGCUCUUGAAAGCACAAAUUGAUCCCGCUCUGUUGAAAAGCAACAACUCUCAGCAGGAGAAUUCGUCACGUGAAAGUCCAAGCAUAGAAGAUGAAGACACCAAAAAGGGUGAAGAAGCAGCUCCACAAGAAAAUCAAUUGAAAAUCAAAGAAGAAAAAGAGGAUGUAGAGGAACAGCCAGUGCAAUCGGAAAGCCUUCCUCCUCCUGUGGUCAAAGAGGAUGAAAAUGCGCUUAAAAUUGAGAAAGUGGAAGAAAAAGAAAUUAUAAAAUUGCCAGUAAUAGUGAAAUUAGAGAAACCUUCAGAACACAAUGAAGAGAAGCCAACUGUCAAGGAAGAAAGUGAUUCCUUUAAGGAAAAUGUCAAGCCUGUUAAAGUAGAGGUGAAGGAAAACAAAACAGAACCCAAAGACUUAAAAGAAGUAAAAAGCUGUAUGGACAAAAUAGCAGUUCAUGAGCCAGAGAGGUUAGAAUUUUGUGUUAAUGUCAAAACUCCACAGGAAAUUGUGGAGAAAUCUGUGGAAGAAAGUGAAAAACUUAAAAAUGACCAACAGGCAAAGAUACCACUUAAAAAGCGAGAGAUUAAACUGACAGAUGACUAUGACAGUCCAAUAAAAGGGCCCCUCUGCAAAUGUGUUACUCCAACAAAGGAUGUCUUGAAGGAAGAAGGGAAACCAGAAGAAGAAGCUUUUAAGAGAGUCCCUACCAUUACUGCUCUAUGUCCUGAUGGGAAAGUGCUAGUAAAUGGAGAGGUUAGCUGUGAAAAAAUAACCCCGAGCGUCAUACAAAACAGUAAGUCAGAACACUCUGCUAGUGCUGUGGAAGACAACACCUCUUUAAAAGAGAAAAAUGGAAAAAGUGGGGAAAAAGUAUCAGACUCCCUAAAUUCUGUUAGUAAAAUUAUAAAAACAUGUGAGAUUGAGAAAAAUGCAGUAACUGUGCUGAAAGAGAUUGGGGCUGUGGUCUCUGAGGUUUCUAAUCAGAAAGUGCCUUCAAAGGAGGAAUCUAGUCCUGUGGAAAGAGAGUCCCUUGACAGCACAGUUACGGUAGCAGAAGAGUCUUCAAACUCUGAAGACUGUGCCAAAACAACUGAAGAGAAACAAGCCACUGAUCUCGAAAACGACAGUCUGCCACCACCCAAAGAAUGUUCAGAGAAGCUAGAGAUGUCCCCAAAUGCAUCUGCUGCUUCAGAACUGCCUAAGCUUGCACUGGCUGAUGAAGAGACUUUGAAAAGUAAAGAUGAGCCUGAGGAGAAAAGCAACUCUCCAAAAGCUGCUGAGAUACCUCCUACAUCCACUUCACCUGUUACAGUAGAGAAACCUGUUUCGGAAAAGGAGGACUCCGAUAGUAAAAUGGCUCUACCUGAGGAGAGCAAAGUAGAAGAAAAAUCCAGCCCUGAAAAACAAGAGGAAGAGCCAGAAGCUGCCAAAACAGAGCCAGAUAAAUUAGACGAUGCUCAUGCAUCUAAUCUAGAGGACUCCUCAGAGAGUAAAAAGGAAUCUCCAGAACCUAAAAGCAAAUUUAAAUAUAAGCUAGUUUCUGAAGAGGAAACCUGCGCAACAGAGAAUAAAGAAAUAACUUCUGAAAGACAAAAAGAAGGAAUUAAAUUAACAAUCAGGAUCUCUAGUCGGAAGAGAAAGACAGAAACACCACCAGAAGAGGUCAGCAUUGGCCGCACGUUGAGGCGGUCACCAAGAAUAUCCAAACCUACUCCGAAAGUUGUGGAGACUCGGGAUCAGAAGCCUGAGAAGAAGCGACCUGAAGAGGAAGAGGAGAAACCUGCAGCAGCACAAAAACCAGAACGGAAAGAAGAUAGAAAAAAACAGGAGAAGGAGACGAAUUCUAAAGUUAACAAGAGAAGCAAAGUUCGGUGGACGGGUACGCGGACUCGUGGCAGGUGGAAAUACUCAAGUAAUGAAGAGACUGAGGACUCUGAGAGUGAAAAAAACUCUGAGGAGGAGGAAGAAGAGGAGGAAGAGGAGGAAGAAGAAGCUCCACCUGCUGAUGACGAUGAGCCCUGCAAGAAGUGUGGCCUUCCCAAUCAUCCUGAGCUGAUUUUGUUGUGUGACUCUUGUGACAGCGGCUAUCACACAGCCUGCCUUCGCCCUCCGCUGAUGAUCAUCCCUGAUGGAGAGUGGUUCUGCCCGCCCUGCCAACAUAAAUUACUCUGUGAGAAAUUAGAGGAACAAUUACAAGAUCUGGAUGUUGUCUUAAAAAAGAAGGAGCGUGCAGAACGCAGAAAAGAACGAUUGGUGUACGUGGGUAUCAGUAUUGAGAACAUCAUUCCACCUCAGGAGCCAGAAAUACCUGAAGGUCAGGAAGAAAAGAAGAAAGAUUCCAAGAAGUCCAAAUCAAAACUUGAAAGGAGAUCUACCAGAACCCGAAAGUGCAUAAGCUACAGGUUUGAUGAAUUUGAUGAGGCAAUUGAUGAGGCAAUUGAAGAUGAUAUCAAGGAGGCUGAUGGAGGAGGCAUUGGCAGAGGCAAAGACAUGUCAAAUAUCACAGGUCACCGUGGAAAAGACAUUUCCACAAUCCUAGAGGAAGAAAGGAAGGAAAACAAGCGACCACAAAGGGCGGCUGCAGCACGACGCAAGAAACGACGGCGACUAAAUGACUUGGAUAGUGACAGUAACAUGGAUGAAGAGGAGAGUGAGGAUGAAUUCAAGAUCAGCGAUGGAUCUCAGGAUGAAUUUGUUGUAUCAGAGGAAAAUCUGGAUGAAAGUGAAGAUGACCCACCAUCAAAUGAGGACAGUGACUCGGAGUUCUGUGCCCGCAUAUCCAGGCGACACCUCUCCAGACCCAUGAGGCAAAGCAGGCGGUUACGAAGGAAAACAGUCAAGAAAAAAUACUCUGAAGAUGAUGAAGAGGAAGAGUCUGAGGACAAUUCAAGCAGAGAGUCUGAGAGUGGUGAUUACACAGAUUACAGUGAUGAUGAUUACCUGGAAACUAGGAGGAGAAGAUCAAGACGGAAUCAGAAGAGACAAGUUAAUUAUAAGGAAGAUUCAGAAAGUGAUGGCUCACAGAAAAGUGUCCGAUAUGGGAAGGAGUUGAGAAGAGUUCACAAACGCAGGCUCUCCACCUCGGAUAGUGAAGAGAGCUACACAUCUAAGAACUCUGAAGAUGAUGAAUCCAGGAAGGAGUCAAAGCGAUUGAUUCGAAAACGUCGGCGAAGUACAGACGACUAUUCCGAGGAAGAGGGAGAGGAUGAGGAGGAAGAAGGGAAGCCUGUCCGCAAACGCCUGAAUCGAAUCGAGACCGACGAGGAAGAUACCUGCGAGAACGCCAACGACGACGCAGAAACCCCCACCCCUGCAGUUAAGCUGCCAGCAGCACAAGCCCCCCAAGACAACCCCAAGAAGCACUGCUACCGGAUAGAGAGCGAUGAGGAAGAUGACUUUGAUAAUGUAGGGAAAGUAGAGAGCCCUUUGGACUACAGCCUGGUGGACUUGCCUUCCACCAACGGACAGAGCCCAGGGAAAACCAUUGAGAACUUGAUUGGCAAGCCGAGCGAGAAGAGCCAGGCCCCCAAGGACAGCACGGCCAGUGCCAGCCUGGCGCCCAACGGGACGGGGAGCGGGCAGGAGGCGGUAGGGCCAGAGGAAGAUGAAGAUGAACUUUUGAGAGUGACUGACCUUGUUGAUUACGUCUGUAACAGUGAACAGUUAUAAGACUUCCAUUUUUGUGCUAAUUUAUUCCACGGUAGCUCAUACCAGCGGGCCAGUUAUUAAAAGCUGUUUUAUUUUUCCUAGAAAAUUCUCCACUACAGUAUCACUUUCUAGAAGCAAGAAUUUCACCAGUCCUGCAGUCUUUCUGUGAAGUGACCAGUUUUGAACUUUGAAGAUGAAUCGCUGUAAAUUCCCUCUCUUACCCCUCCUUCUCCUUCCAAGUCCAUGGUCCUGGGUAAUUUCACUCACAAAAACCUUAUAACAACAAGAGAUUUGUAUAUUUUUGACUUUAUAUUUCCUGAAUGCAUACAAAUUUGUGGAAAUGGGUGGCCUAAGAAAGCAUUCCAAAUCAGUCAGGGCCCAAACCGGAACUGGGGUGGGUUUGGC